AUGUCCCAGAAUAACCUGUUGCAAGGAUACGGCUGGGAGAGCCAGUACGAAGAUCCGCAGGAGCAAUUCCCUCGGCCCAUCCAGGACGAGGUUAUCAGUGUUUACGAAGUUUACGUGAAAGAAGAGACUUCAGGCUCUGACGGGAGGAACGAUAUCACUGUCGUGCCGGGUUUGACUUCCGCCAAUGACCACCAGUUGAUUCAGAAUGACUGCAUGAAUCUAGACGUUGCCAUAGACUCCGAAGUAAUCAACAUCGAUGGCAGCGUAGCAAAGUUUCUCGGGAAAGAUGCGUUUAAGUAUAAGAUCCUAGAUCAAAAUGUCAAUGCACCGGAGGAUAAUGUUAUGGUCUACUCGCACCCGGUGAUCGAAGGGCCAUCCUCGUCUUCCACUCAACUGAUCGACAAAGAUGACCCGAGAUCGAAACUUCAUUUUGUCAAGUACCUGAAACGGGACGGGAAGACUCUGAAAAUAUGGGAGUGCGGAAUCUGUUCCAAGGAGUUCCGGCAUCAGUACACACUGAUGAGACAUUUGCCGACCCACACCGAUGAGAGGAACUUUAAAUGCGAGGCUUGCGGCAAAGCUUUCCGGCAGUUAUCGACACUGAGCCAGCACAAGGCGAUACACAGCGACGCGCGGCCGUACGUUUGCGAAUUUUGCAAGAAAACUUUCAACAGAGUGUCUACGUUGAUCUCCCAUCGGAAAACGCACUCGGAACAUAAACCGCACAAGUGUCAGGUUUGCGGAAAAGGAUUUCAUCAAAAAGGCAAUUUGAGGAACCACGUGUUUACCCACACGAACGAACGGCCGUACAAAUGCGAGCUUUGCGGCAAAGGCUUCAAUCAGAUGUCGAAUUUGGUCUGCCACAAGGUCAAAGCGCAUGCACACGCGGAGAAAAUGCAGUACGUGUGCGGAAUCUGCGGCAAAGAGUUUCCGCGUCGAUUCUCUUUGAGAUCGCACGAGGAGUACAAGCACGGCAUAAAGUAUCGGCACCCGACCACCGCGCAGCCCGAAAUGAACGAUCCGAACAUCAUAAGAAAUAAAAAUGUGAGGAUCGUUCAACUACCGAAUGGUGAUCGUAACCAUGCCAUCGAAAUUAGGGACAAGGAUCCAUUACUUGCGUCCGAUGUAAUGGAAUCCGUGGUGAUCGACAAAAUCGACACGAAAGCGAUGGAUAUAGCGCUACUCGAAGGUCAAACGCCGUUUGCCCUCUUCAAGCCUGCCAAGGGAAUUCCGGUACUCGUGAAAGUUUCACCAACUGGAACUCACAAAAAUAUCCUGACGCCCGCGACGGCCGAAGAUUUACGAAUGGCGGGAAAAAUGACUCUGAGUCCGACGAUCACGUCGGAUCAGGACAGGAUCAAAGCUGUUCAGAUAAAGGUGCCUGUGGUAGCCACUGUUAUCCAGAACGUUGAUCCAGAUGGAAAAAUAAAUUUCAUCAUUGAACCACCUGGACCUGAAAACGAACACGAGAGCCUGGUCACGGCAUUGGACUCCCAGUUCACGUACGGCGAGCCAGCCAGAAACGAGCCGGAUCGCCAGAAUGGUACUGUUGUGUCCUCGUCGAUGGAGGAUUGCAACGAGUUGCUGGAACUGGCCGCCCAGGGCGGCAUACAAUUCGUGCGCGCCACCGAGGACGGUCGUUACGAGGUGAUGACGAACAGCGAGGCCCGUGACUUGAUGGCGCAGAACGCGCACGACGUGACGAUCCUUGACGGCGACGAAGCGGACGCGAUCAAUGUGGUGAACAUGCGAGGCAACGGGGAAGUCAUCAUCGGGGACCCGGAUAAUCAGAUCAUGGUACUUGACACGACGUCCGCGCAGAAACACAUACCGAUGGACAGUAUCGAGAUCCUCGAGGACAAAGACAUACGUAUUCUCGACAGCAAGAGCCUCGACGAUCGUUUCGUCGAUGGCAUCAGCUUCCUCUCCCAGCCGAAAAUCGAUGACCUGAUCCUCGGCUCGAAAUCGUUGUCCAUGGACGCCGGUGUCGCCGUCAGUGAACACGACGACGAAAGUAUAGGAGUACCCUCGAGUCAGCAAGAGUUAACGAACAUUCUCAGUCAUCGAAGCGAGAUAUCCACUUUAUCAACGACCACACAACCUUCGAUGUCGUCUUUGUUAUUGAAAAACCAUCCCUCCUUGUCAAUCCUAAGUGAAACACUUCCGUAUUUGAAGAGCAACAAUAGCUUAACCGAGGAUCUCAACAUUCUCGGUAGUUCAACAAUGGAUGAACAUCACUCCGUUUAUGAGAGCAAGAUGAAAUUACCAAACGUAUUCGACGACGGUGAAUCCGAUAGCGGUCUGAUACCCAUUAGCCAAUCGGACAUGAAAAUUCUUGGAGCGUCUCAUCAAACUUCGAAGGUCUUGGAUAAUAAAACGAAUUGUUUGACGUCGUCGAAACUGUUCGCCGGACUGGGCGAAGUGAAAAUCUUGGGCCCGAAGAACCAUACUCAAGAGAUCAUGGCGACCCAGUAUUCAGACAUGAAGCUGCUCAGUCCGUACGAGCAGUUUUUGAAGAACACCGCUGCGAACACGAACGGUUGCGAUACCAACAUCGUGAACACUUCCGGCGGAUGCAGGAAGGAAGUGAAAAUUUUGGGGAAGAAGUUGGGCACUGGCAUUAUUACCAGCACAGAGGACGGCAGCGUUGUAGAAGUCGUCGAAGAGAAAACUAAGCUGAUGAUGAACAACGCCGGAGGGCUAUGCAAUAGCGCGGAUAGCACGGUGAUUUCAUCGCCCCGUUUGGAUAGGCAAAUCUCAGAAAAUGGCGGUCCCGAUAGUUUCUUGCUUCAGGCCUGCAGCCCGUGCGACCCAGACUUCCUGAAUUUCGAGAACCGUCUGAAGGACACCUCGCCGGGCAGCCAUUACGAGCGAACCCAAAAGGAUUCCAGGGACAGCUUCAGCUCCAACGGCGGCCUCCCCGAUCUCGAUUGA
Messenger RNA from Dufourea novaeangliae, 2934 nucleotides. RefSeq lists its product as uncharacterized. The transcript has 17 exons. The record is from RefSeq and is a predicted model, not a curated record. The coding region runs from base 1 to 2934 and encodes 977 amino acids. Lineage: Eukaryota; Metazoa; Arthropoda; Insecta; Hymenoptera; Halictidae. Gene Ontology annotation, cellular component: nucleus.